Messenger RNA from Amphiprion ocellaris (clown anemonefish), 2500 nucleotides. It is a transcript of the gene slc61a1, whose product is annotated as major facilitator superfamily domain containing 5. Gene Ontology annotation, molecular function: molybdate ion transmembrane transporter activity. The record is from RefSeq and is a predicted model, not a curated record. Lineage: Eukaryota; Metazoa; Chordata; Actinopteri; Pomacentridae. Gene Ontology annotation, cellular component: membrane. Gene Ontology annotation, biological process: molybdate ion transport. The coding region runs from base 214 to 1662 and encodes 482 amino acids. The transcript is spliced from 2 exons.
GCCGGAUCCCGGAAGCGGAUCGGUUGUUUGCUAGCUAGUGCAAACUUGCUAUGUCUUCCAUUAACACUUAGUUGUUUCAGGCCAUCAUUUUUCACGUCGUAUUAUUAAUAUGGGACCGUUGUCAAACGUGACGUUGCAAAGGAACAAAAAGAAAAGAGCUGGGAACACACCAAGACUUCAGAUUUGACUUCAAGCGGGUGUAGUUUUGGCAUCAUGUUGGUGACAGCCUAUCUUGCCGUAAUUUCCCUGCUUGCCCUGUGUGUUGGCCUGGAGCUCACAGCACGCCGCCUCACCCCACCUCAGUCCACUCCCACAGCUGUAGCCAACCCUGCUUUCCGUCGCUUCCAGAACAUAUUCCUCCGGGCAUACCUGUUGGCUUUGUGGGCAGACUGGCUCCAGGGUCCUUACCUCUACAAACUUUACAGACACUACAGUUUCCUGGAAUCCCAAAUAGCCAUCUUAUAUGUGUGUGGACUGGCUUCCUGUGUUCUGUUUGCUCCUUUUUCAGGCUGGCUCCCGCAAGCAUUAGGCCGCAGACAGACAUGUCUUCUCUUCUGCCUGUCUUACUCUGCUUGUUGUCUCACCAAGCUUUCCAGAGACUAUUUUGUUUUGAUUGUGGGACGGAUCCUGGGGGGUCUGUCCACAUCGCUGCUUGCCACCACGUUUGAAUCCUGGUACGUGCACCGACAUGUAGAUGUCCACGAUUUUCCCAAGGACUGGAUCCCCAGCACCUUCACCAAAGCUGCUACCUGGAACCAUGGCCUUGCUGUGGGAGCAGGGCUGAUGGCUAACCUACUGGCUGAGUGGCUUCACCUGGGGCCAGUGGCUCCUUUUCUCCUGGCUGUCCCCUGCCUGGGCUGCUGUGGCUGGGUGGUGCUAACAGACUGGGGCAAGGAGGAGGCCGAAGACGGUCCAGAAAGGGACAAACAGACUCUGCGCCUUGGUACUCCAAAUGGAGGUGUGGCCCCUUUAUCUGCAAAAGUUAGAUUCUCACGCAGCUGCCAUGAAGGGCUACGCUGCCUGUUAUCCGACAAGAGAGUAAUGCUGUUGGGUGGAGUUCAGGCCCUGUUUGAAAGUGUUCUUUACAUUUUUGUUUUCCUGUGGACUCCAGUACUCGACCCUCAUGGACCUCCUUUAGGAAUAAUCUUCUCUUGCCUGAUGGCUGCCAGCAUGGUUGGCUCCUUGCUGUACCGCCUAGCCACUUCCACUCGCUACCAUCUACAACCCGGCCAUGUGCUCUGCGUUGCUGUACUGAUGGCCUUCUUCUCUUUUUUCAUGCUAACCUUUUCCACUGCCCCAGGACAGCCGAGACCUCACGAGUCCUUCCUGGCCUUCCUGCUGCUGGAACUGGCCAGUGGUCUCUACUUCCCUGCAGUCAGCUUUCUGCAGGGCAGGGUGAUCCCAGAGGAGAAGCGAGCUGGUGUGCUGGCCUGGUUCCGGUUGCCUCUGCACCUGCUGGCCUGCCUAGGGCUGCUGGCGCUCCACGGGGAGGUAUCAGGAACAGGUGGAGGGGAGGGUGGCAGCGGCACCAGACACAUGUUUGGAGGCUGUGCCUUAAUGAUGCUGGCAGCUCUGAUGGCUGUCGUCAGUCUUUUCACCCUUGGCAGAAACGACACAGACCUGAAACUGGAGGGAAGCAGAGGAGAGGGGGAAAUGUACUGAGGAGAUGGGCCACAUAUGAGUUUCUGCUCGUCUGUUUUAAAUUGUAUUAUCUCAGUUUUGUCUGACUGAAGAUAGGAACCUUGUGUUUGACUGCGGGGGUCUACAUUUUGCCAAAUGUAUCAGUAAGGAAAAUCAACAAGGUGUUUUGGGAGAUUAAAAUUACACAGAUUUUUUUUUUUUAAAUGUUCGCCAUGUUACUUAUUUGUUUUUUUUUUUCAGCAAAAGACAUUUCUAAGUCAUGUCUGUACUGCCAUGGUCAUACCUUAAUUUGUAAUUGCUGGAAACUUGGUCAGCUGUGUCCAGACAUCCUGUAUCAUUCCAACAAUUAUUGCAGAUUACAUGUUAUUGCCUCAAUGUGUCUACCUAAAGGGAGAUGCCAUGUUAUGGUCAAUCAAAUUUAUUAAUAGAACACUUUACAACAACAUAAAAGACCAAAGUGCUUUCCAUCAGCAUGACAAAACAAAACAAUACAAUUUGGUUGACAGGAUAUAAUUAUUUUCAUACUUCUUACAAGAAUCACGAAUGUUGAAGCUCUGUCAAAUGUUUAAAACAGACUCAAAUGGACUUGAGUUUACAUUUACAUGAAUCCAUAUCCAAAGAAUUAAGGUCAUGGCAUGUAGACCAGAAUCUGAAUGUCACCUCUUAAAGGCUACUUUGAUUAUUGUAUGUAAGCUGUGUACGUUAACCAGGGUCUGUGUGUUUUAUUGAAAAGGGCAAUCUGCAGUAGGUCAGGUUUACUUGGAAUGCUUUUUUCUGCUUCAUGUACAAGAUACUUUGUCUGUAUUUUCUUAUCAUGUCUCUGUUCUUAACACUUUCAAAUAAAAGUGCGCAUAUUGUC